Brassica oleracea var. oleracea is the source of this 989-nucleotide messenger RNA. Its product is annotated as short-chain dehydrogenase reductase 2a. Bases 8 to 910 code for a protein of 300 amino acids. Lineage: Eukaryota; Viridiplantae; Streptophyta; Magnoliopsida; Brassicales; Brassicaceae. The transcript is spliced from 2 exons. Gene Ontology annotation, molecular function: oxidoreductase activity, acting on the CH-OH group of donors, NAD or NADP as acceptor. The record is from RefSeq and is a predicted model, not a curated record.
AUCCGCCAUGCCAGCUCAAGUGAUCACUGAGCAGACCUUUCAAUCCCUCCACGACACCAUCAUGGAGGAUACAAAUUCAACUUUAUUUCAUAAGAGGUUGGAAGGAAAAGUAGCCAUCAUAACCGGAGGAGCACAUGGGAUCGGCAAAGCAACCGUCAAGCUAUUCGCGAGACACGGUGCCACGGUGGUGAUCGCUGACGUGGACGCCACAGCCGGAUCUUCCCUGGCUAAAUCGAUCUCAUCAUCCCAAGUCGCCUUCAUAAGCUGCGAUGUCUCGGUCGAAGCUGACGUGGAAAACCUAGUGAACGUGACCAUCGCACGUUACGGUCGGCUUGACGUGCUAUUCAACAACGCAGGAGUUCUCGGAGACCAGAAGAAACACAAAAGCAUAUUAGACUUCAACGCUGAAGAGUUCGACCAAGUGAUGCGUGUGAACGUGCGAGGCGCAGGGCUCGGCAUGAAACACGCGGCACGUGCCAUGAUUAAAAGAGGCUUUAAAGGUUGCAUAAUCUCGACGGCGAGUGUAGCGGGCGUGAUGGGUGGAAUGGGCCCACAUGCUUACACGGCGUCGAAGCAUGCGAUCGUUGGACUGACCAAGAACGCAGCUUGUGAGCUCGGGAGGUAUGGGAUUAGGGUUAACUGCAUAUCACCGUUUGGAGUUGCUACGUCGAUGCUGGUGAACGCGUGGAGGAAGACGAGUGGAUGUGGUGACAUGGAAGAUGGUGAUGAUGUAGAGGAGAUGGAGGAGUUCGUGAGGAGUUUGGCUAAUUUGAAAGGAGAGACAUUGAGAGCGACGGAUAUAGCUGAAGCGGCGUUGUAUUUGGCGAGUGAUGAGUCAAAGUAUGUUAAUGGACAUAACCUUGUUGUUGACGGGGGUGUUACGACUGCGAGGAACUGUGUUGGUUUGUGAUGAUAUGCCUCUUCUCUAAUUAAUUGGAUUUGGUAAAUCUUUUUGUUCGUUUUUGUUUGUGCCUUUGCGUUGUUGGAAA